AUGUGCUUGGAUUGGAGUUUGCUUGAUUCAUUCACUUGGCCAGUUUACUUGGUCAACUAUCUAAUGGUUAUGGGGUAUAUAGGUGGACCUGACUGGAAAGGAUUUUAUACUCUUUCCCUGGAAAGCGAUUAUUAUACUUCAUCUGUUGGAAGGAAGCUAAUGAUUUUGCAAAUUUUGUGUGAUGAUAUUCUGGAUUCUGAAGAGCUAAGAGUAGAAAUUGACACGCGUGAAGAAUCAGAAGUUGGAAUAGACUCAGAUACAGGGACAACGGUUGCACCUGCUGGUGGACCAAGAAGAGUUCAUCUGAGAUAUUCUAAAACUUCUGCCUGCAAGGACAAAGAUGCAAUCUGGGUAUCAAGUGAGGGCGUGUGCAAGUGCUGGCAUGUGCUGAUUGCUGUUCAACUUUCAGCUCCAUCUGCUUGUGAGGAAUGUGUAUCUGUGCCGCAGAUCAUACUGAUAAUCAGUGAGAUAAGAGGGUGGAUGUUUUUAGCGAUUAGAUCUUCUGGUUGGUUGGGAAAAACUAGAGAUGAUCGUUCAGCUGUGAUAGGAGAAGGAUGUAGACUGCUUACACCUGGUGGUAUAGGGGAGUAUAUAUUACCAUUGGAAGAAGGAUCUUCAAUAUUUAUGCCUGGAGAUUGA
This is a messenger RNA of Fraxinus pennsylvanica, 639 nucleotides long. NCBI's taxonomy places the organism in Eukaryota, Viridiplantae, Streptophyta, Magnoliopsida, Lamiales, Oleaceae. The record is from the annotation of a GenBank genome assembly.